Molecule: messenger RNA, 300 nt
Organism: Penicillium daleae
Lineage: Eukaryota; Fungi; Ascomycota; Eurotiomycetes; Eurotiales; Aspergillaceae
Product: putative quinol monooxygenase
Exons: 2
Coding region: 1-300 (99 amino acids)
Source: RefSeq, a predicted model, not a curated record
AUGGCAUCUGAGUCGGGAUUCAGUCUCCAUGUCACAGUCUACAUUGACCCAGCCAAUUUGCCCAAGUUCUUUGAGUAUCUCAAGCCAGUCUACGACACCGUAAUUGCGGAGCCCGAGUGUCGCUUCUUCGAACUGUAUCAGUCCCCAGAGGACCCUGGGACCUUGAGAUGGGUUGAGGACUGGACGAUGAGCACUCAGGAUUUCAUGCAGCUUGGCAACGUCUUGAUGGCCUCUCUCCAAGGCAGCAUACAGAGCGUUGCCGUAGUCGCCUGUCGCGUUGGGAUCCACUACCUGGUCUAA